AUGUCUACUCUGCCGGAUUUCGACUCCCUACCACCGGUACCAGGUCAACCACAAGGGAAUGCUUGGGGCCUGUGGGGAAAGGACGAUCAAAUUGGCUGUGUGUAUCUCCCCAAAAGAAAUGCUCACAAGCCCACUGACGCAUUGCCCCAAGGUCUGAACAAAAUCACCCACGCGGCCAGGAUUAAUGCAGCAAAAGAGGUCAAGGCCGGUAGGAGUGUCUCUCUCGACCAGCCUCUCAACUGGAUGGACAAUCACCGCAUAGCUGGGCGCAUGGCUUUUCAACACAAUAUUAUAGACUUCAAGAAGCUCGUCAACUCUUUCGGACACGAUGAUGAGGUUCACUUUAAUACACAAUCAUCUUCUCAAUGGGACGGCUUACGACACUGUGGACUCCAAAAAAGCGGCCUCUAUUACAACAACCUGAAACAUGAAGACAUUGAUACGAAGACAGACGGAAGAAACGGGACACACCCAGACUGGGUCGCGGCCGGCGGUAUUGUUGGUCGUGGAGUGUUGAUCGACUACGUUCGCUGGCGUGAAGAAACCGGACAAACCCCUAUCCCAGCUGACAGUGCCUACGGAAUCACUGUCGACGAGCUGUAUGCUGUUGCGAAACAUCAAAACCUCGAGUUCAAGCCUGGAGAUAUUCUCCUUAUCCGUGGCGGGUUUUCGCUCUGGUAUGAAGCUUGCGCAGACAAUUUGAAAGCUGAGAAGCUCGAAAAGACCGAAUUCAUUGGAGUCGAACGGUCCAUGAACAUGGCGCGUUUCCUGUGGAACAAUCAUUUCUCCGCCGUGGCGACCGACUCGAUCGGCUUCGAACAGUGUCCCGUUCCCUUUGGCAGCGAGACCGAAGUGGUGUUGCACGAAUGGAUCAUCGCUCAUUGGGGCAUGGGUUUAGGUGAGCUGUGGAAUCUGGAGCCCUUGAGCAAGCUUUGCGCAGAGCAAAAGCAGUGGAGUUUUUUGUUCACGAGUCACCCGUUGUACGUCUUUGGCGGAGUGGCGUCCCCUCCGAAUGCCAUAGCCUUACUCUAG
Molecule: messenger RNA, 1032 nt
Organism: Fonsecaea nubica
Lineage: Eukaryota; Fungi; Ascomycota; Eurotiomycetes; Chaetothyriales; Herpotrichiellaceae
Exons: 2
Coding region: 1-1032 (343 amino acids)
Molecular function (GO): arylformamidase activity
Source: RefSeq, a predicted model, not a curated record